AUGGCAAUCAAUGGUCAGAAUGAGGAACUCAUGCGACGUAUUUUGGCAAGUCAACGGACAAUCAUUGAACAAAAUCAAAAAAUAUUACAUCAACAAGAGCAGAAUAUAGCUAAAGAGCGCGGGGCACAGCUUGCUACCCGAGAGAAAAUCCCCCUUAUUUUAAAGCGUACUGUCCGUUUAGCAGUAAAAGGCUUAGAACAGGGAUGGGACUUAACUCAGAGUUUUAGAGCAACAGCUAAUGAAGACACCAACAAACUCCUGGUGACAAAUAUCAAGGCAUUGACUGGCAUGGAAAAGAUGUCAGAUCAGAUAAUUGAAAGAGCAAUGAAGGCACAUUUCUUGACAAUGCGGAGGAGACGCAAGGAGGUCGAUUCAGGGCAGAGAAGUAAUAUUUUGCAAAAUGAACGACGUCGCCAUCGCAAGGCAGAUAAACUUCGACGCCGGCUGGAUGCACUAUAUAAAACUACCUCUUGGCCUGAGGCUGAAAAGGCAGAAUUUAGAAAGGGGAUGAAAAUAUCAUGUAUGUCUCCCGAGCACAGCGAGGAAGAGGUAAUUGAAAGAGAUGACGAGUCCGAAUCCGACGAUGACGCUUUGGGUACGAAGAAAAUAUUAAAAACCCGCCCAUUGUCAUGGCGUAGCGAGAGAUUCCAAAGCGUGUUGGAAAGCUUGGACCGGAAAUAUACCAGGCGAAUUUCGGAGAAGGCUCGCUCCAUGUUCAAAGAAAGAAUUAUGGGCGAAAGAAUGGUUUGUUUGCCACCAAGUGACAUCCCUGAUUGGAUGAUUAAAAAUUAG
Messenger RNA from Dendronephthya gigantea, 792 nucleotides. RefSeq lists its product as uncharacterized. Bases 1 to 792 code for a protein of 263 amino acids. Lineage: Eukaryota; Metazoa; Cnidaria; Anthozoa; Malacalcyonacea; Nephtheidae. The record is from RefSeq and is a predicted model, not a curated record. The transcript has 5 exons.